Messenger RNA from Candida dubliniensis CD36, 1683 nucleotides. It is a transcript of the gene ALG9, whose product is annotated as dolichyl-P-Man:Man(6)GlcNAc(2)-PP-dolichol alpha-1,2-mannosyltransferase. The record is from RefSeq and is a predicted model, not a curated record. Gene Ontology annotation, biological process: protein N-linked glycosylation. NCBI's taxonomy places the organism in Eukaryota, Fungi, Ascomycota, Pichiomycetes, Serinales, Debaryomycetaceae. Bases 1 to 1683 code for a protein of 560 amino acids. Gene Ontology annotation, cellular component: endoplasmic reticulum membrane. Gene Ontology annotation, molecular function: alpha-1,2-mannosyltransferase activity. The transcript has a single exon.
AUGAGUCUCACCCCAGUUCAGUAUGGGCUACUCAUUUUAAAUUUGUUAUACCGAUUAUACUCUGGGUUAUUUAUGAUUAUUGCUGAUUGCGAUGAGACGUUCAAUUAUUGGGAGCCGUUGAAUUUGCUACUUCGAAAUUUCGGGAAGCAAACUUGGGAGUAUUCCCCCGAAUACAAGAUUCGUUCAUAUGCCUAUCUCGUUCCAUACUUUAUUCUUGGGAAGGUGUGUCAGUUUUUUCAGUUUCAACCGGCAACAAUCUUUUUCAUUAUUCGAACCUUGGGAAUAGUUGGAUUCACGUGUUACUGUGAGUGGAAAUUAUUCUGCUCCCUCCGACGUUAUUCAGCGUCCAUUGCCAAUUGGUUCCUAUUGUUGAGCACCAUUGCGCCCGGUAUGAGUCACGCAGGAGUGGCAUUAUUGCCUUCGUCAUUGGCUAUGCAAACCACGAUGUUGGGCAACGCCUUUAUUCUUGAAGCGAUCAAAUCCAAGAACCAUCAGGAAAAACAAACCAGCAUAUUGAAAGCAACAUUUUGGUAUUUUGUUGGUGGAAUAUUAGGAUGGCCAUUUGCAUUGGCGUUGGGAUUGCCACUCGGACUUUAUACUAUUUACCAAUCAGUUUUUAUCGGCAACUUUCCAUUAGCGAUUUUGUUUCGAGUUCUAUCUGUUUUAUUAACUGUUGUUAUACCUAUAAUGGUAGUUGACUCGGUUUUUUAUCAAAAAGUACUGUUUAUUCCGAUCAACAUUGUUUUGUACAACGUGUUUGGAGGUGAAGGCGAAGGACCAGAGAUAUUUGGCGUGGAACCAUUCAGUUAUUAUAUUAUGAACCUUCUUCUUAAUUUCAAUGCUAUUUUCCCAUUGGCUGCUGUAGGGAUAUUUUUGAAUCCAGUACUAACCCAAUUCAAAGUGUUUUCAAGUUUUGUUUCUUUACAGUUGAUUAUUUGGUUUGCAAUUUUCUUUGCCCAGCCACACAAGGAGGAGCGAUUUUUGUACCCUGUUUAUUCGUUGAUCACAUUACUGGCAGCAAUACUGUUGAGCAAAUUAACUAUUGGAUUGAAGAAUUUUGCUCUGAAGCCAAUCUACCACGUAUUUCAAUUAGGAUUUAUUUUAUCGGUUGUUGCUGUUUCGAGUUUAAGGAUUUUGAAUUUGGUCGAGAAUUAUGGUGCACCAUUGCAAACAUUCAACGCACUUUCCCAAUUGGAGGACUUGGAUCAAUCAUUGCAAUCGCCAGUAAAUGUGUGCAUGGGGAAGGAAUGGUACCAUUUCCCAGCUUCUUUCUUUUUACCAGAUUCCUAUCGAUUACAGUUCGUUGAUUGUGGCUUUGAUGGUUUAUUGCCUGGGGAUUUUUUUGAGCUGACGAAUAUAAUUGAAUCCACUACAUUUGUCCCAACAAACAUGAACAAUAAGAACCGAUUCGAAAAGGACAAGGUAAUCGACCUUGAUGAUUGUCAUUAUUAUGUUGAUAAUUCACAACUAAACAGCUACCCACAAUUAAUCUAUCCAAACUUGUCUACAACUGAUAAAUGGGAGGUAAUUAAAUGUAAUAAAAUGUUAGAUCCAAACGAGAAGCAUAGCACCAUUGGAAAGUUAUUGUAUAUUCCUAGGUGUUUAAGAGGGAUAAUUCCAUAUGAUGUUAGUUAUAUGGAGUUUUGUCUUUUGAAAAAACAAGACAUCAAAGACACAGUGUAA